AUGGCGUUCAACAAAGCUCUCCUCCUCACGGCUCUCAGCCUGGCCUCCACGGUCUCUGCCGUCCCCGCCGCAACUGGCUCGUCUGGUCUGCCUUGCGACAUCUACGCCAACGGAGGCACGCCCUGUGUUGCUGCGCACAGUACCACUCGUUCCCUCUACUCCUCGUACACCGGUCCGCUUUACCAAGUCGUUCGCGCAUCCGACGGCCACAUGACCAACAUCUCGCCCCUCUCCGCCGGCUCGGUCGCCAAUGCUGCUACCCAGGACAACUUCUGCGCCAACACAUCGUGCCAGAUCAAGACGAUCUACGACCAGUCUGGCCGCGCCAAUCACCUUACGCUCGCUCCCAAUGGCGGUGCCGCCUCGGGUGACGUCCUGGCCUCUGCCACCGCGGCACCGGUCACCUUGAACGGCCACAAGGUCUACGGUGUCUACGUCCACCCUGGCGUCGGCUACCGCAACGACAACACCAACGGCAUUGCCACCGGCAACAACCCCGAAGGGAUCUACGCCGUUCUCGACGGCACGCACUACAACGGCGGCUGCUGCUUCGACUACGGUAACGCCGAGACGAGCAACACCGACACCGGCAAUGCUCAUAUGGAAGCCAUCUACUUCGGAACGAACAGCUAUUGGGGGUCAGGCCAGGGAUCAGGGCCUUGGCUCAUGUCAGAUCAAGAGAACGGCCUCUUCAGCGGCUACAAUCCCAAGCAGAACACCGCCGAUCCAAGCCAGACAUCGAGGUUUGUCACGGGCAUCGUCAAGGGUGACUCGUCCAACCUGUGGGCGUUGCGCGGCGGAAAUUCGCAAAGCGGUGGCUUGAGCACGUACUACAGCGGUCAAAGGCCAAGUGGCUACUAUCCUAUGAAGAAGGAGGGCGCAAUCAUCCUGGGCAUCGGUGGAGACAACAGCAACAGUGGACAAGGAACCUUCUACGAGGGCGUGAUGACGACCGGCUACCCCUCCGACCAGACCGAGAACGCUGUCCAGGCUAACAUUGUUGCUGCCGGCUAUGCGGCUUAA
Molecule: messenger RNA, 1023 nt
Organism: Kalmanozyma brasiliensis GHG001
Lineage: Eukaryota; Fungi; Basidiomycota; Ustilaginomycetes; Ustilaginales
Product: Alpha-L-arabinofuranosidase B, catalytic
Exons: 1
Coding region: 1-1023 (340 amino acids)
Biological process (GO): arabinose metabolic process; pectin catabolic process; arabinan metabolic process
Molecular function (GO): alpha-L-arabinofuranosidase activity
Source: RefSeq, a predicted model, not a curated record